AUGUCGUCCAAAGCCCAGCCACAACCACGUCCCACCACGCUCAACUUCAUCACCGGCAACGCCAACAAACUCGCCGAAGUGCAGGCGAUCCUGGCCGACGUCGAGGUCAGCGUCGACAUCGACAGUGACAGUGGUGCUGAUGGCGAUGGCAAGAAAGGUCAAGGUCAAGGUCAAGGCCAACGACAACGACGCCUCGUCCUGACCAGUCGCGACGUGCCGGCCCACGAGAUCCAAGGCACCAUUGAAGAAGUGGCGCGCGACAAAUGUGCCAGGGCCGCGGCCGUCGUGGGCGGGCCGGUCUUGACGGAGGACACGGCACUCGAGUUUCGUGCGUAUGGGGGGUUGCCGGGGCCAUAUAUCAAAUACUUCCUCCAAGCGCUCGGCCACGAGGGUCUCAACAACAUGCUCGCCGCCUAUGAGGACAAGACUGCCUUCGCCGUCUGCACCUUCGCCUACUCGGCCGGACCAGGCCACGAACCCAUCUUGUUCCAGGGCCGGACCCAAGGCCGAAUUGUGCCGGCUAGGGGGCCGGGUGUGUUUGGCUGGGACGCCGUAUUCGAGUACGAGGGUAAGACGUAUGCCGAGAUGGACAAGACUGAAAAGGUCGGUGAUACCACACCCCCUCCCCCCAAUGUUGCCCAAUGGCGGGCCUGCAGCUCCCCCAAGGUUGCAAUCCACGCUCUCGUGGGAUGUUUGCUGACUAUCGUAGAACCUGAUCUCACAUCGCGGCAAGGCGCUGGCUAA
Messenger RNA from Capronia epimyces CBS 606.96, 744 nucleotides. RefSeq names its product Ham1 family protein. Gene Ontology annotation, molecular function: nucleoside triphosphate diphosphatase activity. NCBI's taxonomy places the organism in Eukaryota, Fungi, Ascomycota, Eurotiomycetes, Chaetothyriales, Herpotrichiellaceae. Gene Ontology annotation, biological process: nucleoside triphosphate catabolic process. The transcript is spliced from 3 exons. Gene Ontology annotation, cellular component: cytoplasm. The record is from RefSeq and is a predicted model, not a curated record. The coding region runs from base 1 to 744 and encodes 247 amino acids.